AUGAGCAGACGAAAACGACGACGACGAAGGAGACUUGUCAUGGCGUGGCUUGAUCUGGUUGUGCUUGUGCUGCUAGUAGGUUCAGUGGUGACCCCCGUGUCCCACGCACAAGAUCCUCAAAUCAACACUACGUCAUCAUCGUUGUUUCCCUAUUCCUUUGAGGAUUUGCCCCGGUGCCACCAGACAUCGGCGGAAUUGACGGCGGUGAAUCGAACGACGGCCGUGGAUCCUUGCAUUCUCUACGACACUCUGGAAGAACUUUCUGCAAAUGCAACAAUGAGCAAUGUGACGACUAUCAUUACGGUAGUGGGCGUGUUCAGUUCCGACUCGGACAAUUCUCGCGAUGGUGGAAUGGUGGCGGUCCAAGCCCUGAAUGCCGACAAUGAUGGACGGGGAGCGGCCAUUGGCUACUACAAGGAUCACUAUGUGCAAUUUCGAUUCCUCGCUGGUGUGGCCGGCAAUCGCAAUCAGUUGGGACCUGAUGCGUACGCCACAGCCCAUCAGACCAUGCUUCGCAUUUUGUUGGAGGACGUCAAACCAAACUACAUUUUGGGCACGCGCAGUUUCGACGCGGCACUGGAACGACCCAUUGCAGGAGAAUAUCGCACCAUGCUACUCGCCCAAGUCGGUCCGCAAUCCUUUUACACCUCCUCCUCCGAAUCGAAUCAUCACAUUUUUGGAGCUCACAUUCCCAGUGAAGGAUACGGAAUUCCCGCCUUUCAAGCUUUGCGCUUUGCCGUCAACACGGACCGACAACAGCCAAUCCGCAUCGUCUACCGCGAUCGAUCCGAAUUCUUUUACAGUACCUGUCGAGCCGUCUACGAUCGAGCCAUGGAGGAAGGUUUUACACAACAAACAGAAGCCAUUGAAUACAAUCCCAAUGAUGAUCAUGAUCAGGAUGGAAUUCCCAAUCAGGACGACAUUGACUUUUUACAAGGCGUCGCCGAUCAAGCGUGCAGUGGCAAUGACGACGACAACACGGGAGUUGCCAUUUGGGCCUGUUUAAUGUCGGACACCGAAGUCAAUACUGUCCUCGAUCGAUGGCGUCACAAUGGUUGUCGCUUCAACAUGUUGUGGCUCACUGUGGCAUCCUGGGCAUGGGCACAACGAUUUCCCGACAUGGUCCCCUACAUUCAAUCGGGAGGACAAUGGCAUAAAUCCAUGAAAUACGCCGACGAGUACUUUGACAGUGGACAAGCCAUGCUGGAUCACAUGACACGACAAUUUGGAUACGUACCCAGUUAUAGCGCACUGGGAGCCUACCAUGCCAUUUAUCUCAUGUAUCAAAAUGUCCGCAAAUUCUUUCAGGGCAAGGAUCACCCGCAAGUGGCACAAGUGUUUGCGUCUCCCGCGCAAUACGAAGAAUUGCGUCGCAGCAUGUUGGAUUUGAGUUUGCCUCAUACGUUGUACGGACCCACGUCGUUUGACGAACAUCGACGCAAUGCUGGACGAGGGAGUGCCGGAAUGCAAUGGGAUGUGCCCGAACAAACAACAACGACGACAAACAAAACAGCGGACAAAUUUGAAUUGUUGCUCGUGUCGCCCAUCGAUCAGGCCACCACUGCGGUACGAUUUCCUGCACCGGCUGCACGGUCUUGCCCGCCUGGAUCCUUUGUCAAUGCGUCCAAAAUUUUCAAUUCCACCGCCCUGCUCGAGGACAAGUGCGAUGCGUGUCCCGUGGACACCUUCCAACCAGACGACGAAGACGACAAUCAUCGUAAUGAAUACGCCUGUCGCCCGUGUCCCGAGGGAUCAGGUACCGAUGGAGAAACGGGAGCGACCAUUUGCGUGCAGUUGCAAGACAAUCUAGUCUCGGCCGGACUCCAUGUCUUUGGAUACCUUGUCAUGGUCGUGGUCUUUUGCUUGGCCAUUGGUUUUGCCGUUUGGACCAUCAUUCAUCGAGAAGAUCCCGUGGUGCGGAUUGGACAGGUGGAAUUCCUCUUGUUGAUUUGUUUAGGACCCAUCAUUUCCAGUUCAUCCAUUGCACUAUUGUCGGUACAGGCAGGGUCUCUGGACGACGAAUCUAAUGCCAAUAGAGCGUGCAAAGCAUUGCCGUGGUUGUACACCACCGGAUGGAUGCUCCAAUAUGGAAGUCUCAGUGCCAAAUCCUAUCGCAUGUACUCGACCAUGAAAGCUGCCGAAACCAUGCAGGGAGGAAGAACUGCCCGAAAGUCCUCCGAUGUGGUUUCGAGUGGUUCUGCGGCUACACCUUCCUUCACAAUUGACGUCAACGAAGCAAGGCUAGCUACGGCCGAUGACGAUCGGUUGUUGUAG
This is a messenger RNA of Seminavis robusta, 2274 nucleotides long. Lineage: Eukaryota; Bacillariophyta; Bacillariophyceae; Naviculales; Naviculaceae. The record is from the annotation of a GenBank genome assembly.